This is a messenger RNA of Laccaria bicolor S238N-H82, 978 nucleotides long. RefSeq lists its product as uncharacterized. Bases 1 to 978 code for a protein of 325 amino acids. The record is from RefSeq and is a predicted model, not a curated record. The transcript has 13 exons. NCBI's taxonomy places the organism in Eukaryota, Fungi, Basidiomycota, Agaricomycetes, Agaricales, Hydnangiaceae.
AUGCAGUUCGAUCCAGUGUCGAUAAAUCAAUCCUUGUGCAUCCUUACGUUUGUUGAAGAGGUCGACAGGAUGUGGUAUCCGACAUUCCGCUUCCCCCGUAUGAGCUGGAAUUGGGCGUCGUUCUUCUUCUAUCUCAACCAAUAUCUCAUUUUGUUCAGCCAUGGACCUGUCAUAAUGGAAUUUUUCUGGGCAACAUCAAAUCACCACGACAAAUUGCAAACGUCCGCCCUCUUUCAGAGCUUCCGAGCGUCAUCCUCCCCACUGACGCUCGCCCAGCUGCCAUGCCCUCCAAUCAUACCAUCAGUAUCUGGCGAUCGUCAUUCAAGUCAUCAUUUCCUAGUCUUGGCGCUGUUGGUUGGAUUGGCCAUCGGGGCCGUUGCAUUUGGUUGUUGGUCGGUUCUUAGCGGGAAGGAUCGUGUUUUAGAGACUGAUCAAGUCCUUCCUGUGGGGUGUGUUGCUCAACUGACCCAUAGCCAGGGGAUCCACAUUGGAGCUGCCUGGGGGGGCAUGCUGAUCUUCGACACUGUUGUUUUCGGCAUGACACUUCUGAAGUCCCUCACCCUCCGGUCAAAAGAGCAAGAUUUGAUUAGUGUACUGCUACGCGAUGGAGCCAUAUAUUUUAGGUGCAUCUUUCUCGGCGGUCCAUUCGGAGGGCCUUUUACGAGGGGUGUCGGCACAAUAUUUGUGAACAUCAUCUCGUCUGUGAUGAUUUCCCGACUCAUGCUGAACCUCCGCGAUCCCAAUCUGAUGCGGAAGGGCGAACCAGGCAUGGACUCCACUGCAGGUGUUUGUCCAAUCAUUUCUACCUUGGCCCACACAAACUAUUCUGGAUAUUCGAACGAUGGCUUGGUACCAACGGAUAUUUUCAAUGCAGCUAACGAAGUGGAUGAGGAAAAUAAUGGCUACCGGGGUCCUGGUCGACCCUCCACUAGCGUUCAAACCCACGCCGUUCGACUUGCUGUAAAUUAUCGGCUUUGA